AUGUGGCACACAAAUAAAGUCAGCCUUCUUAACCUCUUCACCCUUCUACUAGGGGCUGUGGAGUCCUCUGCUCAAUCGUCCACUCAAUGGCCUCAGCAAACCUUUAAGAGCACACCACUUGAAGCACCAUACCUCAACGUCACCAAGAAUGGCCAAACAGAACUGGGCUACCUAUUCUUCUCCCCAACAAACAGUAACUGGAGCUAUCCAACCAUCUACCAAGAUGACGGACAGCUCGUCUGGCGAGGUCCAUUGGUCAACACCUCAGCCGAACAGCCGCAAAUGCUAAACGGCGAGCCCGUCCUUGCCUACUGGAACGGUGCCAACAUCAAAGGCUUCGGCUUCGGCGCCAUCAGCAUCCUAAACAGCUCCUAUGACGAAAUCUAUAAAGUCACCCUCCCAGGUACAGAGGAGAAGUUCGUCACCGCUGAUUCCUUGACAUACCCCUCCUACAUCGACAUCCACGAAAGCCAAAUCACAGACCAGGGGACGAUCCUCGUGACAGCUGUCAAUGUUACACAGAUGGACCUCUCAUCCAUCGGCGGCCCCAAGGACGGCUGGGUGCAAGACGGUCUAUUCUACGAGAUCGACAUCAAGACCAACGAUGUUCUUUUCCGCUGGAGUACCGUCGAGCACCUCUCCGAGGUCCCUCUUUCCAACAACGAACUCCCACUGCAGGGCAAGGGGACGAACCAGACCACCCCCUACGAAUACCCACAUCUGAACUCCGUAGCCAAAUACGGUGAUUCAUACCUGAUCUCCUCCCGAUUUAUGUGCAGUUUCUUCUUCAUCGACAAGAAUGGCAACGUAACCUGGCAGUUGCACGGCCAAAAAGGCGGAGACUUCACCCUAACCCCAGGCACCAGCUUCUGCUACCAACACGACCCACGCUUCGAAAGUCAAACAGAAGACAAAAUCACCAUCCACUUCCACAACAACGAAAACUCGGAUUUCACAUCUGAAACCAUCUGGGACGCUGAGCAGCCCGUCUACGCCGAGUCCCAGGGUAGCUAUCAGAACCUGACUAACGGACACGUGCUGAUGCAGCAUGGCGCGGUUCCGAAGCUGGAAGAAUUUGACGAGAACGGUGCGUUGGUGAUGAGGGCCUGGUUUGGUUAUCACGGCGGCACGAAGACGUACAGAGGGUACCGGUUCCCGUGGGUUGGUAAGCCCAGGACGAAGCCGGAUGUGGCUGCUUGUGCUGAAAAGGGGAAGGUGGUGGUUUAUGUUAGUUGGAAUGGGGCGACGGAUGUGCAGGAGUGGAAGGUGUUGGGAGGAUCAGAGGAAGGGCAGAUGAAGAAGGUUACGGUGGUGCCUAGGAAUGGGUUUGAGACGAGAAUUGCUGUGGAUGAGGUGGUGGAGAAGGUUGUUGUUGAGGCUGUUGGUGGAGUGGGAGCUGGGAAGAGAUCGGAGGUCGUUACUGUUGGGCAGAGUUGUUGA
Aspergillus pseudonomiae is the source of this 1440-nucleotide messenger RNA. RefSeq names its product arylsulfotransferase family protein. The record is from RefSeq and is a predicted model, not a curated record. The transcript is spliced from 3 exons. Lineage: Eukaryota; Fungi; Ascomycota; Eurotiomycetes; Eurotiales; Aspergillaceae. The coding region runs from base 1 to 1440 and encodes 479 amino acids.